GGCUCAAAUGGUAUGGUGAAAUGCUACUAUUUAAGUCAAAAAGGUUCAAAUAAAGAGGGUUAAAAGAAAUGCUUUGCAAAUUGAUUUAUCCUUUAAUAACAAGCAUAAUGCUUAUAUUCAAAAGAAUUUGCUAAUUCACCUUCGAGUUUUGAGCUUCCAACUCCACAACCAUGGCGGGAGCUUGCAUCACUCCUCCAUGUCUCCUUCAGCCUUCUAUACCUUCCACUCUCCUUUCGAGGAAACCUCUUCUUUUAGCUUCUGCCUUAACGACACCGCGCCCAAGAAAAUUUGCAAAGAGGAAAAACUAUCUCCGCCCCAAAAUACUCAAAACCACUACUAAACCCUACAUAAAACCCCAAAAUGAAACAAUAACUCCCCUUGAAACCCCAAUCCAACACACCCAUAUUUCGCCUUCCGACGAAGACACUAAAGCGACGGAAAAUCAAGCACUCCGGUUGUCUGAAGUUUUAGAACCCGAAUCUAUUGUUAAUGACACUGAAGGUAACUUUUAUGAAACCCCAAUUCAACAAUCCCACAUUUUGGACUCUGACUUAGCCGAUGGUGACGAGCUGAAAACGUCUGAAAAACAAGAAUUCCGGAUGUCGGAACUUUCAGAUCCGUCUGAAGCUGGUAAUGCCGUUGCAGGUACCUUUGGUAAAGGCUGGUUGCUGAAAUUUGGAUUAUGGAUAGUUGGAGCCUUUGUAUUUCAAACAGUUUGUGCUGUUUGGGUAUUUGGUUCAGCUGAUUAUAGUGGAAAAAAUAAAAGUUUGGAUGGUAAUGGUUAUAAAAAUGAGGUCUUGGAGUUGGAUUUGAAAGGUACAAAUAAGCACAAAUUGAGAAUGUUUGUGAAUGGGGAUGGAAACCAGAGUAUUGAAAAUGGGGGAACUGUUUUUGUAGACAAGGCUGAAAUGGAGAAGAAGAUUGAGGAAAUUCAACAUAUGGCAAGGGAGGCCAGAGAGAAGGAAAGGUUGGAGUUGAAGGGCAAUGACGUUGAUGAGGAGAAGGAGGAAGAAAUUGAGGAUAGUGAUGUUAAAAUGGGGAUAAAAAAGGAAGUUGAUGAACGGUUAAUCAAGCUGAGGAAGAGAUUGGGAAAGGUUGGCAACAAACAGCCUACAAAUUCUGUUACUUUCCCAACUGUUGAUGUUAAUAAAAAUGUCAGGGAUGAUGGUGGUAUUUUGGAUGAGAAAGAGCUUACUGCUUCUUUAACAUUUAAAAGAAAGCAGAAAUUUAGAGAGUUCACCAGUAAACCAAGUAAUAAACCGAAGGGUUUUAUGGCCCUUGACCAUCAAAGUGUUGGUACAAAUGGAGAUAAAACUUUAAAAGACAACACCGAAGUGAAGAAGAAUGGAAAUAGAGAAGGUGGAGUCGAUGUGUCGGGCGAUGAUGAGGUAGACCUGCUCACCCUUGAUUCUCACAGAGGUGCUUCCAUGAAAUUUGGUGAAAACAUAGAGAGUAAAGGAAACACUGAAGAUGCAGAAUCGGUAUCACCUUUAUGUGUGAAGAAAUCUUCUGAAAACAAUGGGAGGGGAAGAAAGGAAAGGAGUGUUAAAGUCGAAGGUGGAAAGGCUGAUGUUACCAAAGCUGUCAAGAAGAACUCAUUGGAGAAGAGCAGAAGGGAGAAAAAAGGAAUUGCAUCAGGCUUGGAGGAAUCUAAGUCGGGAAUUGAUAUUUCGGUAGAUAGAAAUAAUGGGAGCAGUUUGUUUGAACCUGUAGACUCAAAAGAAUUAAGCAAUCAGGAGACUGCAACAAUUUCAAAUACUUUGGUUGAAGUUAUGGAAUCGGGAGAAUCAAGCCAUAUAAAGAGUACAACAAUGAUGAACAGACGCAAGAACUCAAAUAGAAACGGAACUUCAAAUAUGAAGGAAGUUAAGGACCAAAAAGUAGUGAAUCCGAAGGAGGGUAUGAAAUCAGGAAAUGAUACUGACUUUUGGUGGUUCAGUCUUCCUUAUGUUCUUGCUAUACGCAUGCGGAGAGGUCAUGAUGAUGAAGGACCAGAAGGAUUAUUUACCUUAAAAAGUAGCUCUCAAGUGAAUGGUAGCUUAUCUCAUACAGUCGCCUUUGAAGAUCGUGGUGAUGCCACCAAUUUUUGUUAUCUCUUACAGUCCUUCUUUGAAGACUUGGGAGACUUCAGUGCUGAAAUUGUUCCUUUACCAGUUAAAGAACUCAGUGAGGCAGCUAGAUCACAUACUAUGAAGGUAAUUGUGGUGAAGAAAGGGAAACUGAAGCUUUAUGCUGGACAACCAUUAGCUGAUGCUGAGAUGGCUUUGCGCUCAUUGGUUGAACAGGAAUGAAGGGUAGAAAAAUAGACCUUUUUCGCGGAAGAAAUUCUGGGGAUACCUUCUAUGGUAAUGAGAAAUUGAACCCGGCUGAAACCUUGGUUGCACCAGAUACUAGAAUGAGGGAUCAACAUAUUCUAAAGAGCAUUUUUGUCUAUAGGUUUUGCUGCACUUGCAAGAUCUGAUAGGAUUUUCUUUUCUUUUUACAAGCCCCCCCACCCCCUUUUUUUUGGUCUAUUUAUGAGGCUUCAAGAAUUCAUGCAAAAUGUGCAUCAAUAUACCACACAUUGUGUAUGUACAUUUUGUUGAGGUUAUACCAUUUUAUUUUAUUUUUUUGCA
Molecule: messenger RNA, 2615 nt
Organism: Solanum pennellii
Lineage: Eukaryota; Viridiplantae; Streptophyta; Magnoliopsida; Solanales; Solanaceae
Exons: 5
Coding region: 171-2291 (706 amino acids)
Source: RefSeq, a predicted model, not a curated record